Monodelphis domestica (gray short-tailed opossum) is the source of this 5900-nucleotide messenger RNA. It is a transcript of the gene FBXL16, whose product is annotated as F-box and leucine rich repeat protein 16. Gene Ontology annotation, molecular function: protein binding. NCBI's taxonomy places the organism in Eukaryota, Metazoa, Chordata, Mammalia, Didelphimorphia, Didelphidae. The record is from RefSeq and is a predicted model, not a curated record. Gene Ontology annotation, cellular component: cytoplasm.
CUCCGACCUCCGGCUGCAGAAAGCGGAGAAGUGUCAGCACCCCUAUUGUCUGUCCCGGGGAGAGGCCACUCCUGUGGAGACUCCCGGCGGGGGGACCCAAGCCAGCCCUCGUGGCCUCAUGCAUUAUUGAUAAUAAUGGCUGUGUCUCUUUAACUGGGAUUGGUUUACGACACCAUGUGUGCGUGUGUGAGUGUGUGUGCGUGCGAGGGAGCGAGUGAGUGAGUGUGUGUGAGUGUGUGUGUGUGUGUGUGUGAGUGUGUGUGUGGUUGGGGGGGGGGGGGGAAUAGAGACAGCUUGCAUCUCUCAUCCUGUGCUCUCUGGAUCCCAGCUAGCUGUUUGCUGGGGAGGAGAGGGAGGAAACACAUUUUGCUCCCUGCAAAACGGCUUUAUUUAUUUUUGGGACGAACCUCCAGCCUUUCCCCGGGGUGGGGAGAGCUCAAAACAGCCAAUUCUGAUCCGAACCAAGGAGCUCAGCUGCUGCCUCAGAAGCAAGAGAGGAGGGGAAAUCGGCCUUGUUCGGGCUAGGACUGACCCCGGGACUGCCAGAGACUAGAGGGGGGGUCGUCUGGCUGUUUUCCUCUCCUCCUCCUCCUCCCCCCUCCCCCCAGCACGGUAUUUUUCUCCUUCUCGCUUUCAUGCUCAUCUCCACAUGAAGGGAAGACUCCCUGCGGACGGCAUGGCAUGAGCCCGGAGCCGGCGCGUGAGAGCGAGCGUGGAAGAUGUCGAACCAGAGCGACGGCAACACCAAGCCCCCAUGCUUACCCCGGAAUGGCCUGGUAAAGCUCGCCAGCCAGCCCAACGGCCUCAGCUCUGCCAGCAUCACCAAAGGGACCCCAGCUGUGAAGAACCGACUCUGCCAGCUGCCCCCUGUGCCUGCCCUCACCAGCCCAGCCUUCCCAGUGCCCACUGAAAGGCCCCCACCCAGCCUGGCGUCCCCCCUCUCCUUAGCUGCCUUGGCAGGGGGGCCGUGCCCCUCCUCGGAGCCCCUUGCCGCUGGACUGUCCCCCGGUGAGAGCCCCAGCCAGGCUCCCGCAUCUCCCACAGAGAGGCAGCCCCUCGCAGUGGAUGAGAAGAUCCUCAAUGGUCUUUUCUGCUACUUCUCCGCCUGUGAGAAGUGCGUGCUGGCCCAGGUGUGCAAAGCCUGGCGGAGGGUGCUUUACCAGCCCAAGUUCUGGGUGGGCCUCACCCCGGUCCUGCAUGCCAAGGAGCUGUACAAUGUGCUGCCCGGUGGGGAGAAGGAAUUUGUGAACUUGCAGGGUUUUGCCACGCGCGGCUUUGACGGCUUCUGCCUCGUCGGUGUCUCGGACCUAGACAUUUGUGAAUUCAUUGACAACUACUCCCUGUCAAAGAAGGGUGUCAAGUCCAUGAGCCUCAAGCGGUCCACCAUCACAGAUGCGGGCCUCGAGGUCAUGCUAGAGCAGAUGCAAGGCGUAGUUCGUCUGGAGCUGUCCGGCUGCAACGACUUCACGGAGGCGGGCCUGUGGUCCAGCCUCAAUGCCCGCAUCACCUCGCUGAGUGUCAGCGAUUGUAUUAACGUGGCCGACGACGCCAUUGCCGCCAUUUCUCAGCUGCUGCCCAACCUGGCCGAGCUGAGCCUGCAGGCGUACCACGUCACGGACACGGCCCUGGCCUACUUCACGGCCAAGCAGGGCUACACCACCCACACUCUGCGGCUGCACUCCUGCUGGGAGAUCACCAACCAUGGCGUGGUCAACAUGGUGCACAGCCUGCCCAACCUGACCUCCCUUAGUCUCUCCGGUUGCUCCAAAGUCACCGAUGACGGGGUGGAGCUCGUGGCUGAGAACCUAAGGAAGCUGCGCAGCCUCGACCUGUCCUGGUGCCCCCGGAUCACCGACAUGGCCCUGGAGUACAUCGCUUGUGACCUACAUAAGCUGGAGGAGCUGGUGCUUGACAGGUGUGUUCGAAUCACAGACACUGGACUCAGCUACCUGUCCACCAUGUCUUCACUUCGAAGUCUCUACCUACGAUGGUGCUGUCAGGUGCAGGAUUUUGGACUGAAACACCUCCUGGCCAUGAGGAGUUUGCGCCUCCUCUCUCUCGCAGGCUGUCCCCUGCUGACCACCACGGGGCUCUCUGGCCUGGUGCAGUUGCAGGAACUGGAAGAGCUGGAACUGACCAACUGCCCUGGAGCCACCCCCGAGCUCUUCAAGUAUUUCUCCCAGCACCUACCCCGAUGCCUGGUCAUAGAGUAGGGGCCGGGCCGGGUUUGGCCCCAUCCAUCUUGGGACUUGACCCCUCUUGCCCCACUCAGCUUCCUCCCUUCUCCAUUCAGUCUCAUUGUCCCACAGGGACCUGGGUCAUACUCCACACAGGACCCAGGAGUCCUAGGGACCCAGCCUAGCUCUUGCCCCACUCCACCAUCGCUCUGCCCUCACCAUCCUCUGCGUCAAUUUGCCAACUAACUCAAGCCAGGAAUAGCUAGGGGGUGGGGUGGGGAGUAGGGGGAGGGCAGGUGGCUCCCCUGGCCCAGGCCAGGAGCUGGGGGUUGGAGUGAUGGGGGGAGAGAAGGACAUGGAUCCUUCUUCUUGACUAGGCUAGGAAGGACAAGCAGCCACAGGAGCUGGGCCCGGCUUCCCACUUCCCACAUGGCUACUCAGAAGCUCAGGAGCAACUCGAUCAUCCCCCACCUGCCUUUCUGCCCCCCAUGCUCUCGACUCCUUCUGUCCCUACAUUCCUGGAUAGGACAGAAGCAGUGUGGGGAUACUCUCCUAUGUGGUAGGACAGUGGCUCUCCUUGGUGGUCCUAGAGAAUCAUAGGAUUGCAAUUUUAGAGCAGGAAGGAGAAGAUUCCUGCUUCUGUAACCACACACACACACACACACACACACACACACACACACACACACACAUCUCCCGACAAAAUCUAGGCUCAACCUCAUCCGUUUUCUCUAGACAGCAGCAGCCUGGAGGCUCAUACCCAGGGUCCCUUUCAACUUUUCUCUCACUUUAAACCCUCCCCUACACACACACACACACACACACACACACACACACACACACACACACAUACACACAUACACAUAUACACAUACACACACACACACACAGAGGCACACACCCCAUAUACCCUGAAGCCUCAGGCCUUCCAGCUAAACCAAUGGGUGCUGGGCAUGGUACCAUUUGUCAUGGAGGGCUGCUGGACAUGGUACCAUUUGUUAUGGAGGGCCACUGGAUAGAGCCUAUCCCCAGGACCCUUCAGGGGUGGAUACAUGGCAGAAAUUGGGGGAUAGAUUAGGACCGAAGCUCUGAGUUCCCAGAGCAAAGAAGGCGUAAUAUCCUGGGGAUAGUGGGGUAAGAGAAAUGACCACCCACUUUUUCUGUCCCCGUGGUCCAGAAUGCCAUUUCCCAAGUGGUAGGCCCAUCCUGUCCUUCAGAGAGAAGGAUCCCCUCCUCUUCCUCGACUAUGAGCACAUACACAUACAUGGGUACAUAUGUGCAUGCCCCUCUGUGCCCUGCUCUGCACGCCUGCCCACAAUCAUGUUCACCCAUGCACAAAUCCUGUCCCACCCACCCCCCAGCUCAGGCAGCUCUAUCCCAUUUCCCCCAAACCUCUGGCUAGAGCAGCCCCUUUGGAUCCCAGUCCUGGGUGGAGGUCAAAUGGAAAUAGACCCUUAAUGAAGGCAAGCUUUGUUUCAAAAGGUACUGAAGAGAAUCCUUAAUCUAGGGCUCUGUUACCCAGGGCAAGAGGUAAUGCCAUGACAGUUCAAGCCUAGGUCCGCAUCUCUCCUUCUCCUCGUCUUUCCUCCUCUAGCUUCCUGCCUCCUUUCAUCCCUCUCCUCCUUCUUCCUUGUUCUCAGACUCAGCUGUCCCCUUUAGCUCCCAUGUCUCCCAAUGGCCCAUUUCCAAAGUGGAGCCAAGGGCUUAACAUGUGUGGCAUGUGUUGCUGGGGACAGGGAAGGUACUCACCUAGGUUUUGCUUUGAAACAGGCAUUUAGGUUUUCUGUUCCCAUCCCCUGAAACAUUCCCCAAAUCUUCAGUAGGGGGAGAGGUGUUGGUUUCCCCUCAUGGGGAAAUUGAGGUACAGUACCACCAGGCAAUCUGAAUGAUGCUGUAUUGAGCUUAGAGCGAAGUUAAGGGUCUCACUUUUUUACUCCCAAUUCAGAUGGUUCUGUUGUUCCAUAACCACUGUGAGGCCUGGGGUAAUCCAAGGAUGUGGUUGGGGGGAUGCUUAGGGUCUCCCCUUCAGAUCCUGAUUCCUCACCCUCCUUAUUUCAGGGAGACCCUAUUGACUCAGGCCAAAUUCCCUCUUCCUCUUCCUGGGUACAUCAUUUAGAGCCAUGGCCUGAAGCAGGACUGCAAGCCCACAGAUAAACACUGACAGUCCCCGCCAUUGGAAUCUUCUUCCUUUUGGUGGGAGAUGGGGGAUCAAGAGAAGAAUAUUGAAGGAGAAAGGGUCUAAGGUCUAAGGAUCACCUCAGGGUUUUGCUAGAGGAGGCUUGAAAGUGGAAAGUAUGUGUAGGGAUGGUUCUGAAUGGAUAAUUGUUCCUGGGACUGAGUAUAGUAGCCCCAGAUGGCUUCAGAUAUCUGUUCAGCUAAGGCUCUCUCUUCCUGUUCUCAACCCACCCCAUUGUUGAUAUGGCUCCUUCUCUCCUCUGUACCUGGAUCUCUCAUCCAUAUAGAUGGGACAGGCAUUUGCUGAGCAUUGUCCCCCUCUUCUCCACCUCCUGCCCCUUGAGACAGGAGCCACCAAACUGGGGACCAGGGGCCUAGAGUUAGAUCUGUCCCCUCCCCUCCUAGGAAGAAGCUUCCAUUGGGUUCCCCAAAUAUAGCUAUGGGUGCUGGAAUAAACUCUCUGUGUCCACCAAGCUUCCAAAGGUCCUUUUUGCUCUGAAGGCCAAUGGGAUAGGCAUGGGUUUUUUCAGCACUGCAACCCAAUCUUAAAAGUCUUCAUGCUUUGGGGUUUGGGAACCCUAUGUAGGCUGGGACCCUGACCCCAUAAGGACAACUCCAACCAGCAACUCUGAUCUUCCACGGAAUCUUGGUGGGGGAAAAGGGCUUCUUUAUUGGCCACCCCUGACCCAACUUCUUCCCCCCCCCACCCCCACUCCACCCACCCCAGAUGGUCUCUGAUGAUGGCCGCAUAAGAUCCUAAACCAUUUGGAAGUCCUGGAUUCUGGAAUCGAAAGCUGGCACCAGCCUAGCAAGAGAGCUGAGGAGGGGAAGUUGGGUCCCCUCCCAUUCCAAACAGGAGAUCCCCAGGAGACACCGCUCCCCCUCACCUCAUCCUGGGACAGACACCAUCAUGGGAGCGAAGAGAUUAUUUCUGAUUGGAAGAGAUGAACCUAUCCCUAAAGCUACCCUCCCCCCAACUCCUCCCCCCACAGAGAGAGACAGAGAGAGAGAGACAGAGAGAGAGAGAGUUUGAGAGAGAGAGAGAGAGAGAGAGAGAGAGAGAGAGAGAGAGAGAGAGAGAGAGAGAGAGAGAGAGAGAGAGAGAGAGAUUGAAAGAGAGAAUGAGAGAGAGAGCAAUACUGUUGAAGUGAAACAGAGAAAUGAUUUGACAGCCCAAAGAUUUUUCCUGUACCCUUGGAGCCAGACCAUCUGGCCUGGGGCUCCGGGCUGACUUGGUCCUAAGCCAGUUUUCUCAACCCCCCUCCUCUGCUUUGUGCCCCCUGGGGUCAGGGAGGGGAACGGGAGAGGUGUUCAUUGGUCCAAAGUAUUAAAGUAACUGAAGCUGUGAUAUUUCCAACUACUGUAGGAGGAAAAUAAAAGGGAGAUAGGAAAAAAAAAUCAACCCUGAAAACCAUUUUCUUACUGUACAUAACAACCUCAUUCUCCUGUAUAUGCGGAAGAUAUAACCUUAUAUUUGGUAAGUGUUUCUUGUGCUAUUUUAUCACGUGACCUGUUUAUAAAAAUAUAUAUUAAAAAAAGUUGCAAAAA